Octodon degus (degu) is the source of this 620-nucleotide messenger RNA. RefSeq names its product acylphosphatase 1 (gene Acyp1). Lineage: Eukaryota; Metazoa; Chordata; Mammalia; Rodentia; Octodontidae. The record is from RefSeq and is a predicted model, not a curated record. The transcript is spliced from 3 exons. Bases 102 to 401 code for a protein of 99 amino acids. Gene Ontology annotation, molecular function: acylphosphatase activity.
CUAACGGCCCGCGUGCGUGCGCCGACGCGGGGCCCCCUCGCCGCGCGCCAGCGUCCCGCCUCCGUUUCCUCUCGGGGUUCGCGAGCCUUGCAGGUUUGAGCAUGGCGGAAGGGGACACCUUGGUAUCAGUGGACUACGAAGUUUUUGGGAAGGUGCAAGGGGUGUUUUUCCGUAAGUACACCCAGGCUGAGGGUAAAAGGCUGGGAUUGGUCGGCUGGGUCCAGAACACUGACCACGGCACGGUGCAAGGACAGUUACAAGGACCCAGGUCCAAGGUGCAUCGUAUGCAGGAAUGGCUUGAGACAAAAGGAAGUCCCAAAUCACACAUUGAAAGAGCAAACUUCAAGAAUGAAAAAGCCAUCUUAAAGUUGGAUUACUCGGAUUUCCAAAUUGUGAAAUAAUGGCCUGAAUUUAAAUUUCCCAAGAUAAAUUCAUUAGUUUUGGUUUUCAUUGUAAAUAAACAGAACUAUUCUGUGUUCAAUAGAAGAAUUUGUUAGUUAUUUUAGCAUCAGUAGUUGAUACUGUUACUAUUGUUACACUUGACUUACUGUAUAUUACAUGUACAGUGGAAGGAUUACAGUUGUACAGUUUUAGUUAAUAAAAACACAUUAAAACCUGCU